AUGCAUCAGUCGGGUGCUGAAAAUGAACGAUUUGUCGAAUUCCUUUCGCGCCUCCGUCAAGGAAAAUGUACACAGGAUGAUUACCGACUUUUGCAGUCUAGAGUGAUCACCAAUAGCGCUAGACACAAAGACGACUGCGACUGGAAAGAUGCUCCUAUCAUUGUGUGUGAUAAUGCAAGUAAAGAUGAGCUAAAUGUCAGAAUGACGAUGGCAUUUGCGCAAAGGACUAGACACACCCUUCAUUGGUACCAUUGCACAGACAAACAUCAAGGAAAGAUACUAUGUGACAAGGCCCUCGUGCAAAAAAUGCAGCGUCUAAAUUCCAGAAAAACAAACAUGCGCCUUGGCAAGAUCCCGCUGGUAAUUGGCAUGCUGAUCCUCGUCUCCCAGAACUUUGAUGUUGAAGGCAGAAUUGUCAAUGGCAGUACAGGAAAGCUCAUGAAAGUCAGAUACUCACUCAAUGAUGAAGGACAACGGGUCUUAAGAUCCUGCAUCGUAGAAAUCAGUCAUUCAAUGGACGAAGCGCUCCCAAACUUGUCCCCGCACGAGAUCCCAAUAAUCAAAGACUCCACAGAGCUUAAAUUCACCCACCCCAAUUCCAAAAAAAUGUGUCGAAUCACUCGAACGCAAGUGCCAGUACUUCCAGGAUUUGUGAUCACAGCACAUAAGUCACAAGGACAGACACUUGAGAAAAUCAUCAUUGAUCUCGGUUCUAAAUGGUGUCGAGGCGCCGAAAAGCCAUAUGUGAUGGUAUCCCAUGUGACAAGUCUGCAAAGUUUAUUCGUUCUUCGGCCGUUCAAUUACAAUGUUAUCUGCUCACACCCUUCACAGGACGUCCGUCAGGAAAUGGUUCGAUUAGACGUGUUAAAUCUAAAUACCAUCAUAGACACACCAUAUGCAAGCGAAGAACAACAGAAACAAGCGUGA
Molecule: messenger RNA, 927 nt
Organism: Suillus subalutaceus
Lineage: Eukaryota; Fungi; Basidiomycota; Agaricomycetes; Boletales; Suillaceae
Exons: 1
Coding region: 1-927 (308 amino acids)
Source: RefSeq, a predicted model, not a curated record